AUGGCAGCUAAGCUGAAUUCCUUGCGGCAAUACGCCCUGCGUGACCUCACUCAGGCUAGGAGGUAUGCAUGGGGAGCUACUGGCCUCGUCCAUAUGUAUGAUCACCUUAAUGAUGCCAGUAUCGGCACCAGCCGACAAGUUGCUAGUUACAUCACGUUGUUACAGUGCAAUGCUGAUCCAGACCAUGACGAGGUGUCACCACGUGCGUGUCAGUGGAUUGCCACAAAGAAGACUGUCAAGAAGAUAUCUACAACGACGUAUAGACAGCGCUUGGAUUGUCUCAGGAUUCUAGAUGUCUGCUGGAUGCCAUAUGCGGAGCACCGACCAGUCCAGGAGUUUCAUCCGAUUACAUGUUUCUUAGGACAGCUCCUCUGGGGGCCUGUUGUUGUUAGAUACAGACCGGAGAGGGUUAUGCUCCAAUUUGGAUGCGUCUGGUGCAUUCCUGCACACCCUGUUGAUUCAUGGGUGUCAUUUGAUGACGUAGAUGAUAGGUGGGCGCACUACUCCGACCAUCUAGCGCCAACAUCAGAUCCUCCUCAAGAUGCAUCUGCGACACAGCCUAGACAUAUCCCUCAAGAGCCAACACCAGCAUCGACACAUGUGGAUUCUGAUGCGGACGAGCCCAGACAUGCAAUGGCUUACCAUGCCAUCGCCGAGAUGUUGGAGCAUCAUCUCAACCUAAAUGAAGUCACGCCAGGCACAUCGACACAUGAGGUCAUCCAAAAGUGGCUUAGGAUUGCCAGGGUUGUCACAGAAGAUCGCAAUGUGUAUGUUAAGUCUCAACGUAGGCGGCGCAUGGAUCAGCCAUAG
Molecule: messenger RNA, 810 nt
Organism: Glycine soja
Lineage: Eukaryota; Viridiplantae; Streptophyta; Magnoliopsida; Fabales; Fabaceae
Product: protein MAINTENANCE OF MERISTEMS-like
Exons: 5
Coding region: 1-810 (269 amino acids)
Source: RefSeq, a predicted model, not a curated record